AUGGAAGCUAACCCUGGUGACGGCUACUACCCUGCCAGUCCUCUUCGCUGGUCAGACGCCGAAAUCGAGGGUAAAAUCUUGGAAAUCUAUAACUCCGUUAGCAGUUUGACCGAAGAGGCAAUGAGCAGUAUGCGCAUGGUCACGGCACUCAACAUCGGGAAAAGACUAACCCGGAAAUACGACAUCGUUCUUGCAGAGGCACAAAGGCUUGGUCUAACGAAGGGCCCUGUCAUUGGAUUUCAAUAUAGCGUUGAAAUGUUCACCACUUACUGCGCAUAUGCUCUGGCCUGGUAUUACGGCACAAAACUUCUAAAUGGAGGUGAAAUUGCCUGUGGUGGUGGCAUGAUAACAAUUCUGCUGUCUGUUCUUUUAGCAACUCAAGCCGCACCCAACGUCGCCCCGGGAUUCAGCGGCUUCACCAGAGCAUCAGCUUCGGCAAAGGAAAUGUUCAAGAUGAUGAAUCGCCAGUCCCAAAUAGACCCAUUGGCAGAAGGAGGGCACAUACUAGAGGGCCCUCAGGAAAGUAAAGUUGAGCUACGUUACGUCACGUUUGCCUACCCUUCCCGGCCGACACAGCCAAUCUUCAAAGACUUUAGCAUCGCCUUCGAGGCCGGCAAGACCACGGCUUUAGUUGGUUCGUCUGGGUCCGGAAAAAGUACCAUUGUUGGCUUGAUUGAACGUUGGUUCGACGCAAACUCGGGAUCAGUACUUAUUGGCCUGGUACAGCAAGAGCCUGUGCUAUUCAGCGACUCGAUCUAUAACAACGUGUCUCAUGGCCUGUACGGUACCCCUAUGAAUUCUUUGCCUGAGGUGGAAAAAGAGAGCUCUUCCGCCAAGCCUGCAUCCAGGCCUUUGCCGACGAUUUCAUACUGGAGCUUCCUGAAAAGUACGAUAACCUCGUUGGCGAGCGCGGUCAGCUUCUCAGUGGCGGUCAGAAACAGCGAAUCGCCAUCGCCCGUGGGCGUGCCACUUUUGUUCGGAGCUGGCUACUUUAGGAUGCGCAUGGAAAUGAGCAACCAAGAUCGCAUCACUGCGAUUUAUCAAGAAGCAGCCCGCUUUGCUUCUGAAGCUAUGGGGGCCAUUCGGACCGUGUCGAGUCUGUCUCUCGAGCACAAGGUCAUCGAUGGAUAUGGGAAACGACUGGAUGAAUCAGUAAAACUCGAAAUGCGACAUAAACUUCUUAGCAUGCUGUUGUUUGCUUUUAGUGAGAUUAUCAGUCUCGCGGUCUCUGCUUUUUCCUUCUGGUACGGAGGCAAGCUUCUGUCUGAGGGCAAGAGUAGCGUUACCACGUUCUUUAUUGUGUUCAUAGCUAUUAGCAUGGGAAUGCAGACUGCUGGCUUCAUGUUUGUAUUCACAUCUGAUCUCUCCAAGGCACAUAAAUCUGCUAACCACAUUAUCGAUCUUCGCAGAUCAAGACCACCUAGCGAGACCGCUAUUGAGUUCAGAGACGUGUCUUUUUCGUACCCGUGUCGCCCUGAUGUCCAAGUAAUGCGCAAUUUCAACCUCAAGAUUAAUAAAGGCGAGUCCGUUGGCAUUGUCGGGGCAUCAGGGUAUGGCAAGAGCACCAUUAUAGCCCUUUUGGAAAGUUUCUACGACGUCAACCAGGGUCAAAUAUUGAUUGGUGGUACUCCGGUGCAGCAGCUGGACGUGCAAAAUUAUCGCUCACGCCUGGGCUUGGUAUCCCAGGACACCAUGUUAUACCAAGGCUCCAUUCGGGAGAACGUCUUGCUAGGCCAAGUACCAGAUCAAGCUGCAAAUGAUGAAGAAUCCCAAAUGAAAGCCGAUCAGGCAGUCAUUCGCGCCUGCAAGCUGGCUCACAUUCACGACUUCAUCACGAGUCUUCCAGAGGGUUAUCACACUAAUAUUGGUAGCCAUGGUAUGUCGCUCAGUGGAGGCCAGCGCCAGCGCCUUGCUAUUGCACGAGCUUUGAUUCGGGAGCCAGACAUCCUUCUCUUUGAAGAGGCCACUAGCGCUCUUGAUACGCAAAGCGAGGCUCUGGUCCAACAGGCCGUUGAGGCUAUAACACACGAAAGUGAUUCCCGAACGUCAUUUCAGUGGCUCAUCGCCUAUCUACCAUCAAGCAUUUUGAUCGCAUCUUUGUGCUUCAUCGGGGACCAGUAG
This is a messenger RNA of Penicillium odoratum, 2121 nucleotides long. RefSeq lists its product as uncharacterized. Gene Ontology annotation, cellular component: membrane. The transcript has 6 exons. Gene Ontology annotation, biological process: transmembrane transport. NCBI's taxonomy places the organism in Eukaryota, Fungi, Ascomycota, Eurotiomycetes, Eurotiales, Aspergillaceae. The coding region runs from base 1 to 2121 and encodes 706 amino acids. The record is from RefSeq and is a predicted model, not a curated record. Gene Ontology annotation, molecular function: ABC-type transporter activity; ATP hydrolysis activity; ATP binding.